Messenger RNA from Peronospora matthiolae, 684 nucleotides. The record is from the annotation of a GenBank genome assembly. NCBI's taxonomy places the organism in Eukaryota, Oomycota, Peronosporomycetes, Peronosporales, Peronosporaceae.
AUGAAUAUGUUGGAUGAUGAAGAUGACCAAAGCUUUCACGCUACGCGUGACGGCUACUCCCAUUUGAGCGAUGUCGAAUGGGAUGCGGUUGAACGAAUGGGUUCGACCAUGGGCAUCCAUGCUGUUAGCGUCAUGCUAGAGGCUCUCAAUAGAGAUGCCCAACAUGCUACUAUCGCCAAGUUCAUUCAAAAUGAACUUGACGCAGAACGCGAGAAAGUAUCCUUGCUUCACCAACAAGGUUCUCAACAAGCAGAGUUGUUGAGAGAACAGGGUGCUCAACAGUUUGAACUGUUGAGACAGCAGCAGGCUGCUGCUGGUGGGUCGAUGCACUCGCGUCGACCCGAAACCUUGAAGAUUGACAUCUCCAAGUAUUUAGGAGUCGAUGAGGACUCCCUCUUGAGAUGGUUCGUCGAAUUGGAUGACGCCAUAAGGGCGCGCCGCAUCGACGACGGGGAUACGCAAGUUGCAUUCGCCCAGUCAAAUCUGGCAGGACGUGCCAAGACUUGGACACUGGGGCUCAAGUUGCACGACCCAUAUGCGUUUGGGUCGUUGGAAGUCUUCAAGUCGCGGCUCAGACAAACGUUUGAACCGCCUAGAGCUGAGUUCAAUGACACACCCGUGGCUUGCAGAGGGGUGAUCGGUCCGCGAGCCUUGCUUGAGAGGGUCUUGCGGAGUCAAAGGUAA